Penicillium digitatum Pd1 is the source of this 300-nucleotide messenger RNA. NCBI's taxonomy places the organism in Eukaryota, Fungi, Ascomycota, Eurotiomycetes, Eurotiales, Aspergillaceae. The record is from RefSeq and is a predicted model, not a curated record.
AUGCCGAGAUUACACGUCCCCUUCGUUUCGCCUGAUAGGCGGAAAGACUCUUCGAAUGCGAAGAGGGUCGAACAUGAGUCUGAGUCCAAGGCUGAGGCUAAGCAUGAAUGGCCAUCCGAUCAACACGAAACUCCUCUGCCCGAGUACCGCUCUUACAAUCAUGCUGAAAUCCCAUCCAAGCCAAGAAUCGUCUGCACUAGGCGAUUGCGCAAUGCAUUUACAGAGAGCCUCGUCAUUCCUAGCCCACAAACUGGAGACUUGGACCAUACUUUCAUACCAACUCAGAACACCGGGUCCUAG